GUGAAGUUAACAGCUUGUACAGAUUUUAUACAAAGCGUUUUGUGUGUGGGGGGGGGAGGUGUUCAGUGUUGUGUAGGCAUAAAUAACCAGGGCACCGAACAUAAACCCUUUUAGAUCAACUGUUUCGUUGAAAGGGGACCACAGCUAGUUUUAGACACACAAGUCUCGCAACAAAGCAGACUGCGCGCUAGCCGCCAUGCUAAAAGCUUAUCACUACAGAAAUGCGCUGAGCUGAAAAUAUUAACGUAAACUGGAGUCGUCUGCGUUGCCAGGGGAGACAAUAAAUACGUUGUCAGGGGGGAGACGUGAAAUCAGUCUCUUAAUAGUUAGCGGAAGGGAUAAUAACCAGGGGGAGCGGUCAUAAAUACAUCUUGAGGUUUGAGUCGCAACUUACUGAUACUGUUUUAUGUGGCCAACAAGCGUUUGCUAAAAUCGUCCUGCUUAAGUGCGAAUUGGAUUAUUGUGAAGAUUCAACUUGUCAUUAUGGCGAAAAUCGUGGGGAAAAGACGCACGGAGACUUGCGUCCUGAAAUGUAAAAGAGGGCAGCUAACCAACUAGCUUCUCGUACGGGGUUCACUGCGAACUAGUGUGGUCACAUUGCUAGUUUGUUUGUCGUUUUCAAGGGGCCAGUUUUCACUUUUCGUAAAGCAAAAGUAGUCGACCACCCACACAGCAUAUCUCAAAGUGUCUGGAGUAGCUUUUAGUGCCCACUUGGCCAGCAGGCUAAUGAGGUAGCUUAGCCAAAAGCUAACGUUGUAGCUACACAGUAACUACAGUGAGCUCUUGUUGUUACUGGGGUUUUUUAAUUGACAGAAGUUGAUCGAGCAUCGACUAACAAUGGCAGCAACCACAAACGAGUCCGUGUUUUUGAUAAAGGACGUGAAGCCUGGCUCGAAAAAUUUGAAUAUCGUCUUCAUCGUUUUGGAAAUAGGGCGAGUCACCAAGACGAAAGACGGUCAUGAGGUUCGCUCGUGUAAAGUGGCAGACAAGAGCGGGAGCAUCGCCAUCUCUGUUUGGGAUGAACUCGGCAGCCUGAUCCAGCCAGGCGACAUCAUCAAGCUGACCAGGGGCUAUGCAUCAAUAUGGAAAGGCUGCUUGACGCUAUACACUGGAAGAGGAGGAGAUCUGCAGAAGAUUGGAGAGUUCUGCAUGGUGUAUUCAGAAGUUCCAAAUUUCAGUGAACCAAACCCAGACCUUCUAACCCAAUCAAACCAGCAAAACAAGCCUGGUAAACCAGAUGGGAAUCAGAGGGGAAACUCUCCGCCCAAUCAGAAUUCAGGUACACCUGCGCCACCAGGAAAUGGUGCCAUGCCCCCGUUUGCCAACAAUAACAACAACAACCCACCGCCUGGUGUACCACGUGAGGCUGGGUAUGGGGGCAUUGGGCGACCCAAUGGUCGCUCACCUGGAAAUGGAGCAUCUCCAGUUACAGCUGCAGGACCUCCAACUGCAGCAAAGUCUUCAGUUACCAUUACCAACGGCAGGGACCCACGACGUGCCAAAAGAUGAAAGUGGGUUUAUGGGGGAUCAUGGGGGGAAAUGAUGGACAGUUCCAUGUCUCCCAUCCCCAUUUUUAAAAAAAAAACAUUUGUGCCCCCUCCUCGUCACAGCCUAUGCUGGCUUUCAGAAUAAUGAAUUGAAUUGGAGACUACGUCAUUAGAGACUUGCAUCAUUUUUUUUUUUUUUACAGGCUUAUCAACUGUGUUGGAUUUUCAGCGUAGUGCACUCAGUAAGCAGCACAAUGUCAUUGUGAUCUACCACUUGAUGCACUAUCAGGACUUCUUACAUAGCUGAGCCUCGGAUGCUUGAGUUGUGGUCUGCCUUCUGCACCCCUGUCCUCUGAAUCUCACUAGAACUUCUGCCAGCUCUGUGCCAGUGUCACCUCCCCCUGCCCUACCCUGUUAUAUUCUUUCAAACUAUACACCCUACUUGAACACUUGACGCACUUUCUUCUCUUAACUUAUGUUGGCAAUGUUGCCUGUCAUUUAAAUCAGGAAAUCGAUUUCUACUUUCUAGUGGAAAGGCCUUAAGUUGGUGAAAAUUUGUUUUGUGACUGAAUGCAGGAGUGACAUUUCUCUUUAAACCAAACUGUAUCUGAAGUGACUGUGACGGGAAAGGUGUAAGUUUUGACUAUUUUAAGAAUAGAAUUAUGAGACUUUUGUUUUUUUCUUAGGACAUGUUUUUCUUGGUCAUUGCUAUCAAUUGUACCAUAGCCAAGGUGGGACCACGUAAAAACUGGCAAAACGGUUCACCGAAUAAAUUUUACAGAAAUUA
Molecule: messenger RNA, 2274 nt
Organism: Labrus mixtus (cuckoo wrasse)
Lineage: Eukaryota; Metazoa; Chordata; Actinopteri; Labriformes; Labridae
Gene: nabp1a
Product: nucleic acid binding protein 1a
Exons: 6
Coding region: 838-1509 (223 amino acids)
Biological process (GO): mitotic cell cycle checkpoint signaling; response to ionizing radiation; double-strand break repair via homologous recombination
Cellular component (GO): SOSS complex
Molecular function (GO): DNA binding
Source: RefSeq, a predicted model, not a curated record